CACACACACACACACACACACACACACACUGCUGCAGACUGUCAUUACACAAAGAUAUUCUCAAUUUUGGGUGCAGUUAUUUUGCUUUUCGCCAGCCACAAGCAAAGAAGCAGCAGGAAGAAGUGCAAAGCUGCCUCUCCCUCCUCCCUCCUCCCCCAUUCUCUCUCUUUUUCCUCUCGCUCGCUCACAUCCACACCCAAGGAUACCCUCCUCGCCUGUGCCUCGCCAGCCCUUCCCUUGACCGUGUCCCCCUUCUUUGACUCCACUCCUGCGAGGACAAUGCGUGUCUGACCUCCUUCCUUUACCCCCCCGCCCGAGACUCCAGCGGAUGCUCUCCUCUUCGCCGCUCGACUUUUCUUUUCUUCUUCUGGUACCUGUGGAGGUUGCCGGCUUCUCCAGUUCUUCCCCGCCCGGUUGUCACGUUGCGAGGCAGCAUGCUGGGAUUGGACGUGUGUGAGUUUGGGGGUCAAGUGCUGCAGCUGCUGUGGCUGACCAUGUGCUACAGAGGUUUCAUGCUGGACAAGAAGGAGCUGCCUUUGGAGGGGGAAGAGGACGAGCGAAACCUCAACUACAAUCCUCCGGCCCAGAAGACUUUGCAGGAGAUAGAGGAUCUGGACAAAGAUGACGAGAGCCUGGUGAAAUACAAGCAGACCCUGCUGGGGACCAAGCCAAUGGUGGCAGACGUCUCCGGUCCCAACGUGCAGGUGACCAAGCUGACCCUGUUGUGCAACGAGGCCCCUCGACCAAUUACCGUCGACCUCACAGGAGACCUCAGCAGCCUGAAGGAGAAGACAUUCACCCUAAAAGAAGGCAUCAAGUACAGGCUAAAAAUACACUUUAAGGUGAACAAGGAAAUUGUGGCGGGCUUGAAGUACCAUCAUGUCAGCUUCAGAAAAGGAAUAAAAGUGGACAAGGUGUCCUACAUGGUGGGCAGCUACUGUCCUCGCCAGGACGAGCAUGAGUUUGUGUGCCCCGCUGACGAGGCCCCUCAAGGCUUGGUGUCACGCGGCGUCUACCAGAUCAAGUCCUGCUUCAGCGACGACGACAAGAACCUACACUCGGCGUGGGACUGGAACCUGGAGCUGAAGAAGGACUGGGACGAGUAGAGGUGCCAUCUUUGUUCUCCUCCCUCUCUCUGCAGCCUUGAAAAGACAGGAUGCUCCCUUUCUUCUUUUUCUUUUUCUCCCCCGACUUGGUCUUUCACACCUUUAGAGAAGUGUCACCUCUCUUCCUCUUUGCAUCAAUCCUUGUCUGCGUCUGUGAAAUAUCCCACGGGGAGUAAGGCUUUUCUCAUCGUCCCGUCAUAGAAGGAUGUCAUGCAGGUGCAUUCAAUGCAAUUUCAAUGUGAAAAGUAGAGAAAAAAUGCCACGUUUGUGCUUGUUUACGCUGUUUCCCGACUUUUAGGAAGCAACAGGUUGAUGACGUGGCUCCUGUCAUGCGGCAAAUAAUAAUAGUAAGUCCAUGUAUGAUUGUGCUUGGCCAGUUUGAUGUAGAAAUCAGGAUGUCCAAGUUCACACCAACAUAUUUCCACAAUGCAGCACAAAGUUCAUGUCCAGCCUUCCUAAAGUGGAGUCGCACAACAACCUCUGUCAAAAAAGUGCUGAAACACUGGGCCUUUUGAACAAGGAGCCGUAGAAAGCAGAUGUCAUUAUGCCCAGUCAACAUCUUUAGUAUAGAACAGUACAUAGUAAUGCUACCAUUUCAAUGUUGGAGGGCAGGGGUGUCCAAACUUUUUCCACAGAAAAAUUUAAGCGAUUUUGAUAGCUUUCAUUUUCAAACCAUAACAAAAUAUCUGGAUUUUUUUUUUUUAAUCCUUAGGGCUCCUGGGGAGCAUAGAGGGUCUCAGUCACUAAAAUGUUAAAAAUAAGUCACAUUAUUAUUAUUAUGUUUUAUUUCAUGCUUACAGUAGAUCUCUAUAUCAACUUGAGGUUGAUAUAAAGUAAAAAAAAAAAAAAAAGGUUUUAUGCCUUUUCUGUCAAAGACAACUUUGUUUUUUAUAGUAAAACUGAAAUAUACAGUAUUUAGAUAGAUAGAUAGUACUUUUUUGAUUCCUUCAGGAGAGUUCCUUUAUUUAACAAUUAGAGCCCUCAAAGAUCAAUAAUGCAGGACAACAUUGAUUUGAAUUACUUAACAUUUUUGAGUAAUCACAGUGAAAAGUUAAAUAAAAUCCUACUAAAUAUAUUUGAGAUCCAAAAGGUUCCCCACUCAUAAAGUGAUGCAUUUUUAAACAUUUUUUUUUUACUUUUAACACUUAAAGUUCAAGAUCAACUUCCAAUAUGUAUGUCGAUUUUCAGUUUGAACUAUUAUUUUGUUUGUUUUAUGCUCUUUUGUCAAAACUCUGUUUUUAUAUGGCAACCACACAACAUAUGCAGUAUUUUUUCCACAUAAAACAUUUGAAAGUGAUCAUUUUAAAGUAAUAAUUUAUUAUAACAUAGAUUUUUUUGUCCUUUUUUUUUCUUGAGCGAUGGAAAAAAAAGAAAAUACAGACAAAAGGAAUAAAAAACUGCCUGCAUGGCAGCUUUGUGUCAACAUUGCCACUUUUUCUCAUUAGAUUUCACCUCAUUCCACUUUUUUUAAAUGCUUUUUUUAUUUAUUUUUGCAAUACUAUCAAUUUUGCAAUUUUUGCAGAAUGUGUGGCGGGCCGGUAAAUGAUUAGCUGGGGGCCACAAAUGACCCCCGGGCAGCACUUUGGACACCCCUGUUGUAGGUCUAAAUAUGUGGAGGAGCAAAUGGGACAGAAUGAAAUAAAUAAAUACAUCUUUAAAUAAUCACUGACCUGUCCUUAAUUAAUUAACAUGUGAAAUAACUCAUGUGUUAAUAAAUUAAUUUUGCAUGUGUUAAUUUAAUGUAAAAUUAUAGUUAUUCAACUAUUGAAUAACUUUAUUCAUUUAUUUCCAAAAUAAAUAAUUUAUUUCAACUACUUUGUAUUAAUUAUCAUUUUCUUUAUACAACAAUUUAUUUAAUUUACUAUUUAUCUUUUUUUAUUAACCUAUGGAGCCCCUAAAGGGACAUGGGGGGAAUUUUUUUUCCGAAUAUUUUUUAAAUUUUUUUAUUUUUCUUUAGACAUGUAUCUCGUGCGCACGAGAAAGUAAUUAUUUUAUUUCAAUGUAAUUAAUCAAUGACACAUAUAUGUAAUUAUGCUAACACUUUGGCAAUAUUCCAAGUAACAAAGACUUGAGUUAUUUGGUUAGGGUUAGUUUUAUAAUAAGGCCAUGCAAAAUAGGGCAUUAAUAAGUACUUAAUAAUGACUAAUUAAGAGCCAAUAUGUUACUAAUUUUCUUGUUAAAAAGCAACUAAAUAAUGGGUUAGGGUUAGAGGGUUAGGGUUAUGGUAAAUGGGUUGUACUUGUAUAGCGCUUUUCUACCUUUUUUUAAGGAACUCAAAGCGCUUUGACACUAUUUCCACAUUCACACACUGAUGGCGGGGUUAGGGUUAUUUUUAUAAUAAGGCCAUGCAGAAUAAGGCAUUAAUAAGUACUUCAUAAUGACUAAUUAACAGCCGAUAUGUUCCUAAUUUGCAUGUUAAAAAGCUACUAAUUAAUGGUGAAUAUGUUCCCCGUACUAAAGUGUUACCGUAAUUAUUUAUUCGAUGUGAUCCCAUUUGACCCUCCAAUGAAAUCAUCUCUACAAAAGAUUUGACCUCACUCAUUCAUUUUAGGGUUUUCAAAGUUGCUGGUCUUUGUGAAGCUUUUUCUUUUUCAGCGGUGAAAGACACCAAUAAAAAGUGUAUAAAAUUGUAGAAAGAAAUGCAUGUUUGUCCUUUAGGAUUUGAUACAAUUCAGGCGUUCACAUUGAAGACGUCAAUGUGUAGGUCACAACAUUAGGUACACUCAGACCAUCCGACAAGGUGUCAUACAAAUAACGAGUGGUAUUUGUCGAUUAUUAUCGUUACAUCGUGCUGAAGCUCUACCUAAUGUUGACGUGUAAAUAAACACUUUUCAGAUAUAUUCAAGUAGGAGACAUCAGUGGAGGGAUGAUUUGAUUCAUUCUGGUGGAAAAAAGGGAAUUGUUGUCAUUAUUGCUGAACAUAAAGUAGACUGACUGUUUUGUCAGCUCAGAAUAAGUAAACAUUGUCUUGUUGGGUGUUGCAUGGUAUCUCUAGUGUAGGGUUUGGUUUUUUUACCAUUGUGGUUGAAUUAAAAAAAAAACUGUGUUGAAGGUUGGUUGCAGAUGGAGUAUUUGACUAGCUCUUUAAAGCAGGGCCGGCUGAACAGCGGCCGUCGACUGUGUUGUGUAUCGAUCAAACAUGUAACCUUCAAUAUCGCUGUCAAAUCUUCUCCAUCUUUUAAUAAAGGCAAUUGAAAGAACCAAAAA
Nerophis ophidion (straightnose pipefish) is the source of this 4313-nucleotide messenger RNA. Its product is annotated as rho GDP-dissociation inhibitor 2-like. Gene Ontology annotation, molecular function: protein binding; Rho GDP-dissociation inhibitor activity. Gene Ontology annotation, biological process: Rho protein signal transduction. The record is from RefSeq and is a predicted model, not a curated record. Gene Ontology annotation, cellular component: membrane; cytosol; cytoplasm. Bases 435 to 1106 code for a protein of 223 amino acids. The transcript is spliced from 6 exons. NCBI's taxonomy places the organism in Eukaryota, Metazoa, Chordata, Actinopteri, Syngnathiformes, Syngnathidae.